Messenger RNA from Arachis duranensis, 1494 nucleotides. RefSeq names its product receptor-like cytosolic serine/threonine-protein kinase RBK1. Bases 1 to 1494 code for a protein of 497 amino acids. NCBI's taxonomy places the organism in Eukaryota, Viridiplantae, Streptophyta, Magnoliopsida, Fabales, Fabaceae. The record is from RefSeq and is a predicted model, not a curated record. Gene Ontology annotation, molecular function: protein kinase activity; ATP binding. Gene Ontology annotation, biological process: protein phosphorylation. The transcript is spliced from 8 exons.
AUGCAAGAAUUUAGGGGUAAGUUGCAGAAGGUGAUAAAGAAAGCGAAUCCAGAUAUAGAUUGGGGGGUUUUCAAUAACUACAACAACUACUACUACAACAACAGAAAGGAGGAAUCUAAAUCAGGCUCCGAUGAAUUGCCAUCGCCUCGGGGGAUGUUCGAAGCUAUGUCGACUGCUGACUCCGACUACAGCUCCCGCGGGAGCAGCAGCAACUACAGCAGCCUACAUUCCCCGGGGAAUCGCCCUCCCUCGCCGCCGGGUCCGGGUUUGCCAAAGGCGAACUCGACGAAGGGGGACGUGAACGGGCAGCAGCAGUGGAAGGUAAUGAUUGACGUGCUGAGGUUCAAGAACGUUAGAAGGUUCUCGAACAUCCCCUUGUUAGCCGCUAGCUACGAGAUCUCUAGGAAGAACCUAAGGAAGAAGGUGGCUCGCAAGAGAGACGGCGAAGACGAUGACGAUCUUCCCAUUGAUCUCGAUAGCAUCCCAACGAAGCCUUCUUGGCGAAAUUUCCCUUACGCUGAUCUCGCUGCUGCCACCGAUAAUUUCUCCCCUGAGAACAUGCUUGGAAAAGGUGGUCAUGCUGAAGUCUAUAGAGGAUGUUUACCGGACGGUCAAAUUGUAGCAGUGAAGAGGCUGAUGAUGAAUGAUGAGAAGGAAAUUGAGGACCAAGUUGGUGAUUUCUUGUCAGAGCUUGGAAUCAUUGCUCACAUAAACCACCCAAAUGCAGCACUCCUUCUGGGAUUUGGCAUUGAGAAGGGCCUCUACUUUGUCCUCCAAUACGCUCCUCGUGGCAGCCUCUCUUCUUUACUCUUUGGUUCUCAAGGCUUGGAGUGGAAGGCAAGGUUCAAGGUAGCUUUGGGGGUCGCCAAAGGAUUGAAGUACCUCCAUCAUGAUUGUCCAAGAAGAAUCAUUCACAGAGACAUCAAAGCCUCAAACAUAUUACUCGACAAUAACUAUGAAGCUGAGAUUUCGGAUUUCGGAUUGGCAAAGUGGCUUCCAGAUCAGUGGGAACAUCAUGUUGUGUUCCCCAUUGAAGGCACAUUCGGGUAUUUGGCUCCAGAGUACUUUAUGCAUGGACUUGUUGAUGAGAAGACUGAUGUAUUUGCAUUCGGGGUUUUGUUAUUGGAACUCAUAACUGGGCGUCGCGCAGUCGAUUCAAACAGCAGGGAGAGUCUUGUGAUCUGGGCAAAACCACUGUUGGAUGCAAAGCAGAUUAAGGAAAUAGUAGACCCAAGAUUAGGAGAUCAGUAUGAUCUUAUUGAAAUGAAGAAUGCUAUGACAACGGCUUCCCUAUGUGUCCACCACAAGCCCUCCAUGCGGCCAUACAUGAACAAGGUUGUGAAGCUGCUCAAGGGCGAAGAGGUAGCAGUUGAGAUCACUCAAAAAACAAAAUCCCCAAGAUCAUUAUUGUUAGAUGCAUGUGAUCUUGAAGACUAUACUUGCUCUAAUUACUUAAAUGAUCUUAAUCGCCACAAGCAAUUAAUAAUGGAGUGA